Messenger RNA from Fusarium keratoplasticum, 396 nucleotides. RefSeq lists its product as uncharacterized. The transcript has 2 exons. Gene Ontology annotation, cellular component: mitochondrial inner membrane peptidase complex. NCBI's taxonomy places the organism in Eukaryota, Fungi, Ascomycota, Sordariomycetes, Hypocreales, Nectriaceae. Bases 1 to 396 code for a protein of 131 amino acids. The record is from RefSeq and is a predicted model, not a curated record.
AUGGGCUACCCGUGCCAAGUCUUCCACGCCUCUGAGCUUCCCGAGCGUGUCCAGACAGACCUCAAGGGCCGCAAGCGCAAGCUGGAGAGCGGCGUGCGCAACGUCGACCUCACUGGAUGCGAGCUCCUCGAGAUGCUGCAGUACAAGUGCGAGAUCAAGGAGCCCGUCAAGUGGGAUAGCCCUGUGCAGUGCUAUGCCGUCGAUCGACUAUUCCGGAAAUGCAAGGAUAGAAAGGGCACGUUCAUGGUUGAGACGACAGCUUGGGAGGGGAGAGAUUAUCCAGAGGCCGGCAGCGCCGGCCAGAAAAAUGACGACAAGAAGGAUGGCAAGGACAAGACGCCUCCGCAACAUUACCAAUGGUCGUCGAGUUGGCAUUCGCCCGACUCAGCUCGGUAG